CUCGUGACAUAAAGAGAAAAUCUGGCAAGCAUGCUGAGGAAUCAACGUCCCGUUUGUUUUGAAAUCCAAAGAUAUUUCGGCUAACCUUGUCAACGUUCUCUGACGCUCGAGGUUUGCUAUCUGUUUUUUGUAGCGUUAUCUGUCCAGUAUCGACAUGGAAAAGCCACAAAUAAUAAGUCAUAUCGAGAAAUCGCUAGACUUCACGUUAUUUGACUGCAAAUGGAUACCCAGGAGUGCAAGGUUUGUUGUUCUCGGAAGUUAUCCGCGCGGUACUGGUGCAAUUUUGGUGUAUGAAAUAUCCCAUAGAGAAAUCAAGAAAAUUAAUGACAAAGAAACACCAGCCUCUAUGAAAUGUGGAACGUUUGCUGCAUCGUCAUUACAGUCACGGAAUCUAGCAACUGGGGACUUUAGAGGGCACCUGACAGUAUGGGAUAUUGAGACUAUGCAGGAUGUAUAUUCAGUACCAGCACAUAAUCAAAUCAUUAAUGCAAUUGAUGGUGUAGGAGGAUUGGGUGUUGGAGAAGGUGCACCAGAAAUUGUCACUGGAAGCCGUGAUGGUUGUGUAAAAGUGUGGGACGUUCGCCAGAAAAAUGUUCCUGUGGCCAACAUGGAGCCGGAAGAAGGGCAGGAGACGAGAGAUUGCUGGACUGUUGCUUUCGGAAAUGCUUUCAAUUCAGAAGAUAGAUGUGUAUGUGCGGGAUAUGAUAAUGGUGAUAUCAAAUUAUUUGAUUUGAAAACAAUGUCUAUUCGUUGGGAGACUAAUUUAUCAAAUGGGGUUUGUGCAGUUGAAUUUGAUCGGAAGGACAUAGCUAUGAACAAAUUAGUUGCAGCUUCACUUGAAGGAAAGUUCCAAGUUUUUGAUUUACGAACACAGCAUCGUACUAAGGGUUUUGCUUCGCUUACUGAGAAAGCACACAAGUCUACUGUGUGGCUGUGCAAACAUUUACCGCAAAACCGAGACGUGUUUGUGACAACUGGAGGUGCUGGGUCAUUAAAUCUAUGGAAAUAUGAAUAUCCUCCCAAGAGAUGUAAAACAGAAGACAAUGAACAAGUCGGUGUUGUUGGUAAUGUUCAGCUACUGCAGAAUGCAAUGCUUUCAACGCAACCUAUUUGUGGAUUUGACUGGAGUCCAGAUAAAUUAGGCCUAGGAGUUUGUACAGCUUUUGAUCAAUCACUGAGGGUAAUUAUAACCACAAAGCUAAACUCUUUGUAGUAUCUGUGCACUUCACAUGCUUUUUUACUGGGAUAGAUUUUUAAACAGUGCCCAUCCUGCAUCCUUGGCUUUCAAUAUUGAGAUGAAUAUAUAAUACAAACCCAACUUUUUGAUUUAUUGAAGCUCUCAAUUUCAUUGUAUGUUUGCAGUUGAAGAGAGCAAUAUAGAAUAUUUUCGUUUCAAGUAGUUUCCUUUAUACUUAAAUAUUGACCUUUUUGUACAGUAAUCCAAAAUUAAAGUAUUUGUAUAACAACUAAUUACUCUGUAGACCAGAGGUGGGCAAGCUACGGCCCGCGGGCCAAAUCCGGCUUGUUGGGUAAUUCAAUCUGGCCCGCCUCAUGCUGCCGCAAUCAAACUAAAACCAUAUCUUGAUGUUUCAGCUAAAAAUAGCUCAAGGAAUUUGUUGAGGUU
Styela clava is the source of this 1624-nucleotide messenger RNA. Its product is annotated as dynein axonemal assembly factor 10-like. NCBI's taxonomy places the organism in Eukaryota, Metazoa, Chordata, Ascidiacea, Stolidobranchia, Styelidae. Gene Ontology annotation, molecular function: protein binding. The record is from RefSeq and is a predicted model, not a curated record.